AUGGCUGUGGCCAUUGAUCAACAUCAUGGAUUUAAGCAUUUUAGCCGAUCCCAGAGAUGCAAACUCCAAUCCUUUGGUCACAUUGAUCCCAACAUUGUAGAAGUUGGCUUAACUAGUACUUUUUCCCACUCCUUAGAACUAGCAGUAGCAGUUCAAGCCGAUAAUAUUCACCGCAGUGUCUCCACUCCAUGCCUCCCCCUAUCAGGGGAAGAUCUCAGUUCUAACCAUCCAAGGGUUGAGAUAGUUCGUGGAAGUGGAGCUCCAGUGCAUGCUCUAGUUGUUGAGGUUGCAAUAGCAAUGGCCUCAGGGGUUCAACCAACACCACUCCCAAGUGGCCUAGGUGGUGCCUAUGUUUUCCCCAACCAAAGUGGCAACAACAUUGCUGUGGCAAAGCCUAUAGAUGAAGAACCUUUAGCCUUCAACAACCCAAAAGGGUUAGGGGGUCACAUGUUGGGCCAACCUGGCCUAAAGAAAUCAAUUAGGAUUGGUGAAACUGGUAUAAGAGAAUUGGGUGCUUAUCUCCUUGAUCAUGGAGGCAUGGCUGGUGUGCCUCCUACUGCUUUAGUGCAAUUCUCUCAUGCUGCAUUUUUCGUUAGUACUGCUACUUCUGCUACUACUGAUUCAACCGAAGUCCAUCCUCACAUGCCUAAAAUUGCCUCACUCCAACGCUUUGUUGGUCAUGGUUUUGAUGCUGGGGAGUUGGGUCCUUCAUUCUUCUCAGUUGAUUCAGUCCACCAUAUUGGGAUUCUAGACAUUAGGAUUCUGAAUCUUGAUAGACAUGCAGGGAAUAUGCUUGUGAUGAAACAUGAGCACAAUAGUACUAGUUAUGUUCAUCAAGGAGUUUUUGACCUUGUUCCUAUUGACCAUGGUUUUUGCCUCCCUGAGUGGCUGGAUGAUCCUUAUUUUGAGUGGCUGCAUUGGCCACAAGCCUCCAUUCCUUUCUCUGAAAAUGAACUAGAGUACAUUUCCAAACUUGACCCUUUUAAAGAUGCAGAGAUUUUGAGAACUGAGAUUCCUCUAUUGAGGGAGUCUUCUAUUCGUGUUCUUAUAGUUUGCACCAUUUUCUUGAAGCAUGCUGCUGCUGCUGGCCUUUGUCUUGCUGAUAUAGGCCAAAUGAUGACUAGGGAACUUUGUGGUGGUGAAGAAUCUGCAAGUGAAAUGGAAAAUAUUUGCUUGCAAGUCAAGGCUCGUGUUUCCAACAAUGAGAGAUGCAAAGAAGAAACUGAAGGAGGGUCUAUUUGUGAUGAAACUGGUGGCAUUUCCUUUGGAGACCUCAACCAAGGUGAAUGGGAAUCGUUUUUGGAGAUUUUUAAUGAUCUUUUGCAUGCAGUUUUUGAGGAAAAGAAGUGCAAGAAUUGA
Messenger RNA from Abrus precatorius (Indian licorice), 1359 nucleotides. RefSeq names its product phosphatidylinositol 4-kinase gamma 1-like. Lineage: Eukaryota; Viridiplantae; Streptophyta; Magnoliopsida; Fabales; Fabaceae. The record is from RefSeq and is a predicted model, not a curated record. The transcript has a single exon. The coding region runs from base 1 to 1359 and encodes 452 amino acids.